Messenger RNA from Colletotrichum karsti, 1824 nucleotides. RefSeq lists its product as uncharacterized. The record is from RefSeq and is a predicted model, not a curated record. Gene Ontology annotation, molecular function: ATP-dependent protein folding chaperone; ATP binding. NCBI's taxonomy places the organism in Eukaryota, Fungi, Ascomycota, Sordariomycetes, Glomerellales, Glomerellaceae. The transcript is spliced from 6 exons. The coding region runs from base 1 to 1824 and encodes 607 amino acids.
AUGGGCGAUGCGCAUAUCGGAUCCCUCCUCAGCGAUACGUUGAGGGUCAACGAUGGGCAAGAGCAAACCAUCGUCAUCGGCAUCGAUUUCGGAACCACCUGGGCGUUUGCGGGCCAGCCAAAGAAUAUCGAGGUCAUUACCCAGUGGCCCUCGGAACUGAGUCUCAACUCGGAUACCGAGAAAGCGCCCUCUACAAUUCUUUACGGCCCCAUCCAGGACGAGACCUUUUGGGGAUACGGAGUACCGGCCGACAGAGCCGAAGAAAGCCUCAAGUGGUUCAAACUGCUUCUCAUAGAUUCAAGGGACCUUGCACCUGAGUUGCAACAGUCUCCCCAGAUAGCCACUGCCAGGAGGCUUCUGGAGGAAUCCAACAGAGAUGUGGUAGAGGUUAUUAGCACCUACCUGCGGCAUCUUUGGAACCACUCCAUUGACUGUAUCACUCGGGCAACGGGAAAAGGUCUCCUGAGACUUUGCACCUUCCAUGUCGUGAUCACAGUACCGGCAAUUUGGCCUGAGUACUCCAAGAUACGCAUGAGGCAGGCCGCUGAGGAUGCAGGAAUCCUGGAAACUCGUCCAGCUGGGGAUACCGUCUUAUCAUUCGCCUCUGAACCGGAAGUCGCUGCGUUAGCGACCAUGUAUGACCUACGACACCGCCCUGACAUCAAAAACGGAGAUCACUUCGUCGUCUGCGACGCGGGGGGUGGUACUGUCGAUCUCAUUUCGUACGAAAUUGUGACUGUUGAGCCUAUGGUCGUUAAGGAAGCAGUGAAGGGCGACGGGUGGCUCUGCGGCGGCGUGUUUCUUGACCAAGCCUUUGUUGACCUGAUGAGACGCACGGUUGGCCCUGACGUUUGGGAUGCCAUAUCCAAGGACGAGGUCCAGAGACUGCUCCACAGUGACUGGGAACACGGCAUCAAGAGGCAGUUUUUCGGCCAGCAAAAAGACUGGAUCGUUACCCUACCGUAUGGCUGCCGUCCGACCAUUGGAACUAGCAGCCUCUCACGAAAGCCAAUGCUGACACUCAAUCAUCCGCAUUUGGACCCAGUCUUCGGGCAGAUCUCCAGCCAGGUUGAGGAGCUUGUUCAGAAGCAGGUGCAGCAAGUCCAACAGAAGUACGAGAGGCUUCCCAAGUAUGUUAUUCUCGUUGGCGGUUUCGGUCGUUGCCCGUAUCUUCACAACCGCCUUGUUCAAAGCCUUGGCAAUGAACACACAGAAGUCUUGCAGGCCCAAGGAUCCAGACCGUGGAGUGCUAUAUGCCGUGGUGCGGUUAUUCGAGGACUUUCGCAGCUGAACCGAGUUCCGGAUUUCUCGGUGAAGGUGGAGUCGCGAAUCGCAAGAGUCAAUUACGGAACAAACUUCUACACUACAUAUAAUCCAAGUGUCCACUUGGCAAUUGACAGAGCUUGGGACGAGAUAGAAAUGAAGUGGGUUGCACGCAACCAAAUGGAAUGGUACUUGAAACAGGGAACCGAUGUCUGUGAAGCCAGUACCAUCAGUCACAAGUUUUACCGCCUGUACGAGAGGCCGCCCAACGAAAUUCUGGUGGCGCUUCAAUAUUCUACCGCGUCUCCGGCCCCUAAACGCGGAGAUGCCACUGUCAAACGACUUUGCACCAUUGCAUGGAACAAACGAAUCGACUUUGAGAGUCUACCGACAUAUACCAACCCCGCGGGAAGGGUUUUCUACCGUUUGGAGUGGGAUAUGACGAUGGUGUGUGACGGCAUCAGUCUGGACUUUACCAUCGUGCAUGAUGGAAAGCGGAUGGCGGCGAAGAAUGUACGGGUCAAGUUUGGAGCAAGCAGUAACGGCGAAGUGUCAGCUUAA